AUGGCAAGUCUAGAUCGUACAAAAACAACUUAUAGGGAAGCCAUGCACAUAGUUGCUUUAGCAUUAAAGGCAGUUGGAAUCAACGUUGAUGAACUCACUUUGUCAACAAGCUCUCUUUACGGAUCUAGAAAAGCUAUACGACAAUCUAUCGGAAAAACUAUCCAAAACACAUUUUUGCCAAACACACAUCUUGUGGCUCACUUUGAUGAAAAACUUUUACCUGAUUUUGAUGGUGUAAACAUAGAUCGCCUGCCAAUUGUGGUAUCAGGGAAAAAUGUAGAAAAACUGAUAGCUAUACCAAAGAUUGGCGGUACUGGCAUAAACAUAGGAACCACAAUAGUUCAGUUACUUCAGAAUUGGAAAGGCGUGUCAAAUUGGUUGGCUGAAGUAUGGCCACAACUAGUGGAUUACAAUAAUGCAAAAGAGAUAGUGACUGCAGUACGGGUAGUUAAUGAUUGUGCUGAGCGAGCAGUUGAAUUGGCAUCUGAUUUUAAUACAGCACUUACUCAUGAUGAAAAUCAGCACCAGUUGAUGUAUAAAGUGAUUGAGCAUCACAGGAAAUUAAUGAAAGAACCUUAG
Helobdella robusta is the source of this 579-nucleotide messenger RNA. RefSeq lists its product as hypothetical. NCBI's taxonomy places the organism in Eukaryota, Metazoa, Annelida, Clitellata, Rhynchobdellida, Glossiphoniidae. Bases 1 to 579 code for a protein of 192 amino acids. The transcript is spliced from 2 exons. The record is from RefSeq and is a predicted model, not a curated record.